Molecule: messenger RNA, 3729 nt
Organism: Psilocybe cubensis
Lineage: Eukaryota; Fungi; Basidiomycota; Agaricomycetes; Agaricales; Agrocybaceae
Exons: 7
Coding region: 1-3729 (1242 amino acids)
Source: RefSeq, a predicted model, not a curated record
AUGCUUGCGCACAACGCCUUGCCGCCGUCGAUUGUGUCGGGCGCGAUGUUCGAUUGGGACGCCUCCGGACUAUCGGGCACUCAGAUCCCUUCCACCCCCAGCAUCGUUCGAGGACCUAUCCUGUUCCCUUCCCUCACCCAGACACCAAACUUCCAAACAUUUUUCAAACAAAAAACGGGGAUGGAAGAUCCAUCUGAACCAGCGAAGCGACGCAGGAGGGAAACAGAAGACGAUGGUGGACGUGAAGGGCGUGCGAGGCGAAAAGAUAACCAGCGAUCGGUCACAGUAGGCGAUACAGUCGUGCCACGCAACGCCGACAUGAAAUUUCCGUGCACACACUGCCGCAAGGAGUACAGUACGCCCUACAGUUUACAGCGUCACUUUGCUGAUUCGCACGCAGAACCGUCGUUGGAGGUUCCCCAGCAGACCUCAGACAACGAGCGAUCGUUAUCUCCACCGUCGCCGGAGCCCAUGUUUCCAUCGCAGCUCCCUCGCCCAUCUUGGGGAGCCGCACCUCCUACAAGAGCCCCACCUCCCGCUUCACAGCUUCAUCCGCCGUCUACGCGCUUGUUUCUUAUCCCGCACGCUCCCCGCAGGCAAGCGUCGCCGCGUCCCUUGGGCUCGAGGGCAGGAUCUCCCCCAACAAUGAUUCCUGCGCCGGUAACCCCUGCGGCGAGUCGGCCAUCUACGCGCACGUUUCUUGGCGCGCGCGCUAUCAGCAGCCAGGGGUCGCCGCAUCCGUUGGUCUCGAGCCCAGGAUCGCCCCCAACGAUGAUACCUGGGCCCGUUUCUCCUGCGCCACUGCGCAACAUAUCUGCGCAGAGGAUGACACCGACACCUCCGGACAUGCAUCAGCCACCUGCUAUUCGAGCCACGCCCACCACUGCGAUGGAAGUAGACAUUUCGCUCUACGACAUUGCACCCGAUGACCACACAGUGAUCUACGACGACGUGCACAAUCUUCCGGCCCUUGGAAUUGUGAUCAACACUUUUCUCAAGGUUGUUAUCUGCAUAGAAUGUGGCGAAGCGAUUGAGCCGGCGUUGGUCUGCGCACACGUCAAGCAGCACAACGCACACUAUACACCAGGCCCCACAUUGCUCGAAGAUCUUCGGCGGAAAUACGGGAUCGUGUCGCUGGCUGAGAUAGCCUACAGCGCUGGACCAAUCCGUCCGAUUUUUGGGAUUCCUAUCGAGGCUGAUCAGCUCCAUUUUUGUUCCAAAUGCCACCGCGGCUACAACUUGUUGUUGAGCCUGCGGGGUCACCAGUCUAACGGGCAGCGUUGCCAAGUGCCUAUCACGCAGCGCGCUUGCUACACGAUGUACGGGCAGAUACUUACAAAAGGCCCAAGCAAGCGUUAUUUUCCAGUCGAUACUUCGUGCCUCUCGCUUCGCCAGGACAUUCCCUUUGCAUACUCGACUGUUUUUGGAACAACAAUGCCGCCUCCACCCGAUUACACACAGUUGCCCGUCCAAGACAUUGAGGACCCACAAAAUCUGUCCUCGUUUCUCUUCCGCGAAGGAUGGCUUGACGCUGUCAAAGGGUUGACCCCUGUCGACAUCCAGGAGGUUACCAGGCUACCAGACGCCAAGACCGAGCCAUGGGGCAAACAACUCCAGCUCGCAGCCCAUCGCGCACUGGCCAGCAUCCAGCUACUGGUGAACGAACACCAUACGUUCGGCAUGACGCACAAUAUUGCUCAGUUCAAUCAAUCAAGCAACAUGUUGUCAAACAAUUUCAACCACAUUCAACCUGAGACGCAGCAGCGAUACGGAAACAUUAUUGUGCGGCUUAUUUUCAACGUUUUGCGCACCAUGGACCCCGCGUGGACAUCUCCCGUGCGCUACCCCUCUCUCGACGCAUCUCAGAAAGUAAUUUUGCUAGAGCUACAAGCCAAACUGGAUGGCGCAGACAAAAAGCUCAUCGACGAGGCAUAUCAGAAGGCGUGCUACUCAUUAUUUGCACACGAGCGACGCCAGUACCCGAUCAGCUCUAAGCUGCGAAAAUUCUUCUCGCCCGUCAUCUUGUUCGUAGUUUUCUACUCUCUGCGCGCGAACGGGAGCUUCCGCUUGGCGUCAGAGAUUACGGGCAUAUGCGCCGCCGUUGAAUACUGCAUUCGGACGACAAUGCUCUUUGAAAUCGAAAGAAUAUCCGAAGAAUCCAACGUAUCGUCAUUCGACGCUCUCAAAAAGGUGGAAAGGUACAUCUCAACGGGGCAGGAGACGCCAAUGGCGUUUAUUUACAACGUCCACCGUGUUCUCGCAUCCGUGCGCUCAGACGAAGUCACCGCCUCCCAGUUUCGUUUCACGGACAAGAACGGAAGAGAGGUUAGCUGCAAUGGCCACCUCAUAUCUCUAUCGAUGAUCAAGAAAAUGCACGACGAGGAGCAUGUUCGGUAUGAGAACAUGGUGCAGGAUCGUCUCUUUUUUGGCGAAGACAUACCCAGCGAUCUCUUCCCUGAACUCGACCUCGAGAGCAUAGUCAACAGCUCCAACAAUACAUCUGCUGGCUAUUGCUUCCUGGACGACCCUCGUAACAAUUUUUCUGCUUAUCGGGACUCUUACGGACGUUGGUUGCUCUCCGACCCUGUGCGAGCCCAGCGUUUCGUUUAUAUGCAUGAAGGCGAACUCGUUUGGAAGCCUUCUGCCGCCCUUGACCUAUUGCGGCGCAUGGAACGCGUACGCGAGGUCCUAGCGCCGGGGGUUUCCUACUCGACUCUUCUGCAGGUUCGGGGGUCGGAAUUUGCACGCGCGUUACUCAGGAACACACCCGCAGCCCUACGAAACCUGCGGUUUGAGAUGCACUUGCUGGCGCACGUUGCGUUGCAGGACAAGACAUCGCAUCUACAUCUCAAGGAUCGCCACAUUCCUCACGUCAUUACCCGCGAGUGGGCAGAGUCCCUCAUCCGAAACCUUGCUGUAUUUCGCCCGUUUGAAGAAGUUCUGGUGGCGAAAUUCCUCAACCCCGAAGCACUUCAUCGCUAUCGCGUUCAGCUUUGGCCGGGCAUCAAAUCGACGAUGACGUCUGAGGCAUUCAGUGCUCGAUGUGGCAACAUGACAAUGCGCUAUCUCCUGCAGCCGUUCAAGCCUCUUCGCUGGCGCUCUCUGAUCACGGCGUUUGCGCGUUUCUUGCCGGAUUCUCGCUCAUACGAGUCGCAAAAGGAGUUUUUUGUCGACACGGCCAUGAUGCACUCAACGGCGAUGAGCAACAAUCGAUACGGGCGACAUUCUGACCAGGCAUCGCAGUCCGACUUUCGUACAACCAUUGGGUGCAUCCAGGCCGCUUUAGACAUGCAGAAGCAUGUUGGGAUUGGACAGGCGCGUCCGUUUACGCUCACUGUACCGUCCGAGGUACCUGAGACUUCCACUGGCGGCGCUCAAGGAAUUGUACACGACGUUAGCUCGCUGGAGCGCAUAGCGCGGUCAGCUAUGCUCAAAAUCACAGGAAGUUUGGAGGAUCGCGUGAAGGAGACCAUCCUCGACUCUAUGGCGGUCGUCAUGGCGCAGAUUUUGCCCAAGACACCUCGUCCGCUCAACGAGAACAACCUCCGCCCUGUUGCAGACAUUGACCCCCACCCCUCGCGCCUACGCUCUCUGCGUCAAUUCCUCAAGCGGCCUGCAGCGAACUUUAGCUGCCCCGAGCAGGCGCUCCUCCUGGAGCUCAUGUGCCGCGGGCAGCAGAGCGUGCUGGGUAUCUUGGGCACGGGCAAGGGAAAGACGAUGCUAGUCUAA